AUGAGAGCCGAACGAAUCGCGGCAGGGCUCCAGUCAGGGUGGGCCGCCUUUAGCAGAGCAGCCAGGCCGCUUACGUGUGGGCACGACAUGGACGUGCCAGUGAUUAUGUUGAAUUGGACUUUGCGUUUGUCGAUACCUACUAACGAGGGACCCAAUGCAGGGCCCCAUCCGGCUAGGAUGUUCACCCCGGGUGCAAUGAGGUCCGGUUUUAGGAUUUCGGGGGUGAUAGGGUUGGGUCCCCUAGAGCUGAAGGCUGGGACCAUCGGGGAAGGCUUCACGCCCACCGUAUCCUUCCCGCUAAACAUAAUACUGGCCUUGGCAUUAGAUCUAUGGGACUGCAAAUACCUUUUUAUCUCACGCCCUGCCUUUUUGCCCACCCUUGUGCCCGGAGACAUCGUACACGAGACCACCGGACAGUGGCUUGCGGCGGCUGUAGAGUGA
Messenger RNA from Striga asiatica, 441 nucleotides. The record is from the annotation of a GenBank genome assembly. NCBI's taxonomy places the organism in Eukaryota, Viridiplantae, Streptophyta, Magnoliopsida, Lamiales, Orobanchaceae.